AUGUACGGCGGAGGGAUCGGCACGGACCAGUGGCCCCCGUGCGGCGGCGGCGCGGCGGAGGAGGUCGACUCGCCGCCGCCGCCGCCGCCGCCGCCGCCGCCGCCGCCGCCGCCGCCGCCGCCUAGGGAGAACCGGUACAGGGUGGUCCGGAGGCAGCCGUGGGGGAAGUGGGCGGCGGAGAUAAGAGACCCCAUGAAGGGAGCCCGCCUGUGGCUCGGCACCUUCGGCACCGCCGAGGACGCCGCGCGCACCUACGACCGGGCGGCUCGGCGCACUCCGCGGCAAGAAGGCGAAGGUCAAGUUCCCCAGCGCGGAGGAGCCGCCGCCGGCGGCGACGGGCGGUGGCGGUUGCCAGCCGUCCACGGAAUCGUAUCUGAGGUUCCUGGAAGACGGAAGCGGAUGACCGGCAGGGCCUGA
This is a messenger RNA of Spirodela intermedia, 417 nucleotides long. NCBI's taxonomy places the organism in Eukaryota, Viridiplantae, Streptophyta, Magnoliopsida, Alismatales, Araceae. The record is from the annotation of a GenBank genome assembly.